AUUUUGUAGCUCUUUCUUUGCUCUAUCGAUUGGUAUGUAAAAGAGCUUGGCUUACACGUAAAAAUAUGUCAAAACAGCUCUAAUUAUUGUUCGGAUGUGAAGUACUGAAUAAUACUCCUGUAAAAGGACAGUAUUUUCCAUGAUUAAAUUUUUAAUGAAAGAAUAUUAGUUUUUAUAUGAAACGAUGCAGUAUUAAACACUCUUUCUAACCAAUAUAGAUUGAGCUUGACACAUUGCCUAAAAGUCGUAUAUUUCGAGCUAAUACUAGACAACUAUGAGCCCAAUGAAACUUCAAUACUUUUUUGUAGGUAUUCUUCCUCAAAAUAGCUUAUAAUCCUCACAGCUUGACUUGAAAUUAUUACCAAAAGAAUCAUCACAUUUUUUCACAUAGGAUAGGCGAUAAAGUGACUGAAAAUAUCCUAUGGGCCAAAUCGACUUCUUAUGCGCCCCUGUCCUUUGAUCAUGAUAUCCAACCACAGUUCGUACCAGUUAUUGUUUCGAAUUCUAUACAUAUCCCGUAUUACUCAAGCCAUUCUGUUCCGGUUUCAACUUGUAUUUCAUCUAUUUGUUCACUAUUUGUACCUCACUCCUUUUUCUCUUCAUCACGUAAUCCAUUAGCUGUUCCACAGAAAUUUCUUGAAUUUCAUAAUUAUGUAUCUUACAUCACGUUAUCUAAUCUUUCAUUUCGAACACAAUUUAUUAAUCAAGGUACCUGCCUUGGUUAUUUGUGUCAAUAUUCUUCUACACCUCAACGUAAUAAAAUCAGACAUAAUUUGAAUACUCCUUGUGGUGCCGCCGAUUUGAUUGGCGAUGAACCAGUUUUUCUUGGCGUAUCAAAUGAUAAAAUACCUCCACAAGAUGUAACUCAAUUAACUAAUAGUAUACCUAGUAUACCUUCCACUGUUAGUAACGUACUUUCUUCUGCAGAAAAUGCUUUUCGUGAAUUAAUUAAACAUGUUGAUAAUAAAAAUCAACAAAAUGAUCUUCUUGCACUUCUAUUUAAUUUCCGACAUAUUUUCGAUACACAGAAACAUAACAUUGCGAAGACACGUAUCCAUCACAUAAUUAAUACAAACCCCCAUUCCCCACCAGCUUCAAAACCUUAUCUACAACCAGAUAAGGAGGAAAAUAUGUUUAAUAUGAUUCAAGAAUUUUUACAAGCUGGACUAAUUUCCGAAUCUCACUCUCCAUAUGCUGCUCCUGCCUUUCUCGUUAAGAAAAAAGAUGGUACAUUUCGUCUCGUAGUGGAUUAUAAGAAAUUGAAUUUAAUAACUAUUAAAGAUUCCUCACCUCUACCUAACAUGGAAGAUGCAAUUCGAAAACUUGGACCAGGUUAUCAGUAUUUUUCUAAGUUAGAUUUGAAGUCUGGGUUCUACCAGAUUCCAAUAAGAGAAGAAGAUAAACCAAAAACAGCUUUUAUUACACCUUUUGGACUUUUCCAAUUCAAUGUACUCCCCAUGGGAUUGAAAAAUUCCCCUCCCACAUUCCAAAAGGUUAUGACUGAUACAUUAAAAAAUUGUCGUCCCUUUUCACUUGUAUAUCUAGAUGAUAUAAUUGUUUACUCCAAAUCAUACGAGGAACAUCUUGAUCAUCUUAAACAGGUUUUUACAGUACUGAAUGAUAAAAAUUUCGUUUUAAAUCCUCCGAAAUGUGAAAUAUUAAUGCAAAGGAUUAAUUAUCUUGGUCAUACUAUUGACAAAGAUACAAUUAAACCUAUGAUAGAGAAAAUCGAAGCUAUCCUUAAUAUGAAAGAUCCUUGUACAUUAACAGCAGCUAAUAAGUUUAUUGGCGCUUUGAGUUGGUAUAGAAAAUUCAUACCUGGGUUUGCUUCAGCAGCUUCCCCAAUACAUUCAGUUACUAAUCUUACUAGAAAUAAUCGUCGUAAAUUCCAGUGGAAAUUCGCUCAAUCACAAGCUUUUCAACGAUUGAAACAAAUGCUUGUAUCAGAACCUUUAUUUUUACAUUAUCCUGUCGAUGAUAAACCUAUAAUACUAACUACAGAUGCUAGUGGAGUAGGUAUAGGUGGUGUUUUGCAACAGGAAGUCAAUGGGGAAAUGCGCAAUCUGUACUAUCCUUCACAGUUAUUGACUCCUUGUGAACGCAAAUAUAGUACAAUAGAAAAAGAAGCUCUUGCGAUCUUCAAAUGUAUUAACCGUAUGCGAUCCUUUUUAUUGG
Molecule: messenger RNA, 2175 nt
Organism: Rotaria sp. Silwood2
Lineage: Eukaryota; Metazoa; Rotifera; Eurotatoria; Philodinida; Philodinidae
Source: the annotation of a GenBank genome assembly